Messenger RNA from Spinacia oleracea (spinach), 931 nucleotides. Its product is annotated as protein FAR1-RELATED SEQUENCE 9-like. The record is from RefSeq and is a predicted model, not a curated record. Lineage: Eukaryota; Viridiplantae; Streptophyta; Magnoliopsida; Caryophyllales; Amaranthaceae. Gene Ontology annotation, molecular function: zinc ion binding. Bases 26 to 835 code for a protein of 269 amino acids. The transcript has 3 exons.
GGGAAUACCAACUUCAGAGCUAAGUAUGAGUGCUAUAUUAAAACAGGCAGCAAAUGUAUACACGAUAACACUUUUUCGUGAUUUUGAAGAAGAGUUCAAGCUUUCUGUGGCAAGUAGUACAAUGUUCAAGGGAAGUGUAGGAAGAACAGUGUUUUUUGAAGUGUGGAUAGAAGGAAUAACAGGAUCAAGGCAAGAAGUUCAAUACAAAAUGGAAGAUUCAACCGUCACUUGCACAUGCAAAAACUUUGAAGAAUCUGGAUGGUUGUGCUUCCAUUGUUUAAGAAUAUUGCAUAUACAUUCAAUCAAUACAAUUCCAGAUCGUUACAUAACAACAAGAUGGACUAGAUAUGCAAAGAAACAGAUGUGGGAAAGGGUUGAUACAAUAAAAAGGGAGAAAGGUGAAAUCAACAAUUUUACUGGUUGGAGAUUACAUAUGAUCAGAAGAUACUAUAACUUAAUUUUGAAAGGGCAUAAGAUAGCAAAGGCCAGAAAAUUUAUCGAGGAGAAGUUUAAAAUGGAUAAUAAAGCAGUUGAUGAAAUCAUAAAAAAGGAAGAAGAAAGGAAGGCAAAAGAAGAAGCUGCAAAGAUAGCAGAACAAGAAAAGGCAAAAGCUGAAGCACAACGAGAAACACAAGACGGGGAAUCAACUAAUUCUGAAAUAACAAUUGUGCUUGAUCCUGGUCGUGCUAAUACUAAAGGAAAGAGUAAGAAGAGAAUAAAGGGUCAAUAUGACAAUUACAAGCAGCCAUCAAAGAAAGGAAAAAAGAAACACAAAGAAUUUGGAUCCAAGACACCCAAUAUUCAAUUAUUUACACCUAAAGAACAACUAUUUUAGUGAUGUUCUUGUUUUAUUAUCAUAUACAGUUACUUCAACAUUUUUAAACAAAUUUAUUGAGUGUUUAUACUAUAGUUCUCCUUUACAAUACAUAGU